This is a messenger RNA of Gavialis gangeticus (Gharial), 6951 nucleotides long. RefSeq names its product THADA, armadillo repeat containing (gene THADA). The record is from RefSeq and is a predicted model, not a curated record. Gene Ontology annotation, cellular component: cytosol. NCBI's taxonomy places the organism in Eukaryota, Metazoa, Chordata, Crocodylia, Gavialidae. Bases 169 to 5961 code for a protein of 1930 amino acids. Gene Ontology annotation, biological process: tRNA methylation. The transcript is spliced from 39 exons.
UGCACGUGGGUGCCGCGAAGACACGUGGCCACGGCGGGAGGCGGCCGGACCGUGGUCACAAGUUGGAGAGCUUGCCUGACGUUGAAGGGAGGGCCUUCACUCAGCAGCAGAGAACUCGAUCAAGAAAAGUCUGUGGUGAGUGGAAGCCUUGUCAGAUAAUUCACCAAAAUGGUUUUAAAGAAGAAAAAAGAAAUCCAGGUGGAUGCACUUGUUCUUGAUCACAAGGAAGUUGAAAGACUUCAGUCAUUCGUAGAUGUUGAAAAGCAAAAUCUGGCUUCUCUGCUGUUGCACUGUGUACAGUUGCCUGAUGGGAUCCAGCAAAUCCAGUGUAUCAAGCAGAUUGUGCCUUUACUGAAGAAGAUGGAUGUAAAUUCUUCAUGUAAUCCCAUGGUUAAAAGCUGUUUGGAUAUUUUAGGAAUAAUUUAUUUUUCACUGAGCACAAAAAAUCCUUUGAAAAAGGUGUUGGCCAGUUCACUCAAUGGCCUUCCUGAACCAUUUAUGACAGAAGCUGUGCAGAGUUUCAUUUGCUGCCUUAAAAAAGAACUUGAAACUACGGACAUAUACUCAUACAGAAAAGUUUUGGACAGUCUUGCUUCCUGUAUGGAGAACUUCAGUCUAGGUAAAGCAGGCGUUAGCAGCUUAUUCAAAGAAGUUCUUCAGUUUCUGCAGAAGUCUUUAAUUGAAAUUCAGGAAGAAAACAGAAAGCUUAGUGGAAAUCGUAUUGCUCAGACGCAAUUGAUGCAUGAUUUAUUGAUGGCCAUUAAAGUUUCAAUGAUGGUAGUCCAGAAAGUGCAAGAAAAUAUUCAGGAGAAUCUGAAACCUGGGUCUUUUGUUUGUCAAAGUAUGCGCAGUUUACUGAAGUGUUUCACAAACUGUUUAAUGGAUGAAGAAGUACUGCAGACUGUUCAGACUACCUCUGGACUAGCUGUCGUUCUCUUUAUUAAGAUUCUGUUUGAACCAGUUGAAAAGCUACCUUCUUUGGUCAGUGAUUUGCUCCUUCGCUCGGUGAAAUGUGUGGAUGUACCACAGUGGUUUAUGGACAGCUGUGGAAUUCUGUGUACUGCAGAGGUUUCCGAUUCAACUCUCCUCUUCCUUUGUCAUGGAGCCUUGGCCAUGCUUGAGUGGAAGAAUAACAGCAUGGGUCAAAAUGGAGAGAAAUUGCUCUUGGAUAUUGUGUUGGUUUUGUUAUCUCUGAAUUCACGGUUAAAAGAAUCCUGUAUGGCUAUGUCCUUGUCAAGAAUUUUAGCAAUUUGGACUAGUUCAGCAUUGGACGUCCUUGAUUCAAGCUCCCAAAGUCUAAAAUACGCUCUUACUGGAAACUCAGACACAAUUGAGAAACUGCUAGAGUAUGUGUACGCACAUUGGGAGCAUCCUUUAGAUGCUGUUAGACAUCAGACUAAACUGAUCUUCAGGAAUCUCCUCCAGAUUCACCAAGCCACCAUUAAAGGAUCUGUUGUAAAAUCAGACCCAUUCUUGUCAAUGUUGACAGAGAACUUACUAAACCUUGAAUGGCAUGUGAAAGGGAAAUAUGCUUCCCUUGGCUGUCUUGUGGAGUGUGUGGGCAUUGAAAAUAUCUUGACAGUGGACAGAACAAUUCCAGUGCAGAUUUUGGAUGUUAUGGGUGAUCAGUCUCUUGCACCUUAUGCAAGUGAUCUUUUAGAAACCAUGUUUUCACAUCAUAAGAAUCAUCUGACAGCUGUAUUUCAGGAAAGCACCUGGAUUGACCAGUGGCAUGAGACAUGGGUCUCCCCUCUUCUUCUCAUAUUGUGUGAAGGGAAUCCUGACCAAACUACUUACGUCAUUGAUUAUUAUUUACCAAAGUUGCUAAAAUGUAAUCCAGGCAGUCUGAACUACAUGAUUAAAAUUCUUCAGGCUUCUAGUGAUGCUAAUGUUGGGUCUUGGAAUACAAGAGGAGCUCUUGGAGCCUUGAUGGCAUGUCUAAGAACAGCUCGGGCUUAUGGACACUUACAAUUUGCAGAUGUCAUGAGGGAUGGUCUUGUGUCUGUUGGAUGUAUCAAACAAGGUUUAGUUCAUCAACAUGUUCAGGUUCGCAUAGAUGCCUUAGGUUUGCUUUGUGAAACCCAUCGCAGCACAGAAAUCGUGUCCGUGGAAGAGAUGCAGCUAGUACAUUUUUUUAUUACGUAUAAUUUAAACAGUCAGUCUCCUGCAGUGAGGCAGCAGAUUUGUUCUCUACUGAAAAAGUUGUUUUGUAGGAUACAAGAAAGUUCCCAGCUGCUUUAUAAAUUGGAGCAAAAUAAAACCAAGCAAGAGUCAGUUAAAGAAUUGGCAAAAUUGGAUCCUUAUUGUACUUUACAGCAAUAUAAAGAUUUCGUAUCAUCUGUAUGUGACAGACUUUUUGAAGCCCUGUUUCCUGGAUCAUCUCAUUCAACCAGAUUUUCUGCAUUAACUAUUUUGGGAUCGAUAGCUGAAAUAUUUUCUGUUCCAAAUGGUCAGACACAAGCAGUUUUUCAGCUGGCUGAAGAGAUUGAUCGUACCCAUGUUCAAACACUAAUCAAGUGUUUUGCCAGCACUUUUGAGGAAGUAAAAAUUUUAGCAUUUGAACUUCUGAGGAAACUACACAAAGCUACAUUAAAUUUACAGGAUUCCGAAGACAUAUAUCACUUAUUUCGAGCAUCAAUGGAUCUUAGCACAAGUGCCAAGCCAUAUGACUGUGUAACUGCUUCAUAUUUGCUGAACUUUUUAAUACAUCGUAAAGAACUGCUUAAUAUUUGCCUGAAAGAUCAGCCUGUUGUCCAUAAUUUUUUGAAAACGGAAUAUAUCUCAGCGGGCACUGUGGAAAUAAACACAUUAGCUGUUGUCAGACUUCUGUUAGCAAAACUUGAGGGAGAAAUAUUCCAAGCUGAAAAGUCCCUGCUUCAAGCAGCAGCUUCUUUCCCAUUGUAUGGGAGAGUACAUUGUAUAACUGGAGCUUUGCAGCAGCUACCUUUAACUAACUUGACAUUGAUGACAGAGUGGAAGCAGAUGGUGACAGAUCUUAUACUGAUAUCCUACAAACUCUCUACUGUGGUAGCUCCUGUUGUGCAGAGUUCAUCACCUGAGGGUCUUAUUCCAAUGGACACAGAUUCAGAAAUUGCGGACCGUUUGCAGAUGAUUCUGCAUGAGAUACAACCCCGUGAUACAAAUUAUUAUUUUACUCGAGCAAAAAUUCUGAAAGAAAGUUGCAGAACAGAUUUGGAAAAACUUGUGGAUGGCAAGCCAGUUGAUGUUUCUGAAGAUAUGAGAGGUAAAGAGCAUACAUGUGAUGUAACAGCUCAGAUGGUAUUGGUAUGUUGCUGGAGAAGCAUGAAGGAGGUGUCAUUACUUUUAGGGAUGCUGUGUAAACUUUUGCCUUUAAAGGCUACAUCAGAAUCAUCAGAUGGAUUGAUAACAGAAGAACAGAUUAAAGAUAUAGGAAAUUACUUUAAACAUCAUCUCUUGCAGUCCAGGCACAGAGGGGCAUUUGAAUUGGCGUACACUGGCUUUGUGAAGCUCACUGAAACGCUCUCCAGGUGUAACAAUGAGAGGCUACAGAGGUUGCCAGAGCAAUGGUUGUGCAGUGUUUUGGAAGAAAUAAAAUCUUGUGAUCCUUCAUCUAAGCUAUGUGCCACUAGGCGCAGUGCUGGAAUUCCAUUUUACGUACAGGCAUUGUUGGCUUCAGAACCAAAAAAGAGUACGACAAACUUGCUGAAAAUUACAAUGAAAGAGUUGAUAUCUUUGGCUAUGCCCUUGAAUGAUUCAACAAGUACAAUCCCACAGGUUCAUGCUUUAAAUAUCCUGAGGGCGUUGUUUAGGGAUACCCGCUUAGGUGAAAACAUCAUACCCUAUGUAGCAGAUGGAAUACAAGCAGCAAUUCUUGGUUUUACAUCUCCUGUCUGGGCAGUAAGAAAUGCCUCUACACUUCUUUUUAGUGCCCUGAUUACAAGAAUUUUUGGAGUCAAAAGAGGGAAGGAUGAAAAUUCCAAAAAAAACAGAAUGACAGGCAGAGAAUUUUUCUCUCGGUUUCCAACUCUUUAUCCUUUCCUUCUCAAGCAACUGGAAAUUGUAGCCAGCUCUGGGGACAGUGAAAUUGGCGAAUGUAAGCUCCAUCCAAGUUUGUUCCUUUUGCUUUUGAUCCUGGGUAAGCUGUAUCCAUCUCCAAUGGAUGGCACUUAUUCAGCGCUCAGUAUGGCACCUUUUGUUCCUUUCAUUAUGAGAUGUGGCCACUCACCUGUGUAUCGUUCACGUGAGAUGGCAGGCCGGGCUCUCGUUCCAUUUGUUAUGGUAAACCAGAUACCCUCUAUUGUACUAUCCCUGCUGGCUGGACUUCCAGACUAUACUAGUCCACAUAUACGACAGAACCCUAUUCACGGGACCCUUCUACAAAUCUUUUACUUGCUGCAGUCCUACUUGGAAUCUAAACACAGGGUUAAUUCAGACGUUCAGCGGGAGCUAGAUGACAUCAUUACUUGUAUAGAAGCCAAAGUGUGGCUGGCCAAAAGGCAAAAUCCUUGUUUUGUGACCCGAGCUGCAUAUCUUGAUAUCUUGGUCAUGAUGGUUGAUUACGCUGGGAAAUCUAGAAGAAAAGGAAUUGAACUGUUUGGAUUUUGGCAGGAAGUGAACAUGGUUAUCUCAGAUUCUGAGUUGAUGACAGGUAUCCACUACUCCUGUGCAAUACCAGGAUUGAUACAGUAUCUUCAGAGUAUCACUCAGCUUGUAAUAGCAAUGCUCUCAGUAUCUGUUGACCCUGACAUCUCAAGUAGCAGUUCACCUGUCACAGAAAAGAGGAUGAAUCCUUCUUUGCUGGUUAUCCAUUUGCUUCAGUCCAACUUCCAUGAAGUGCGUCUGCUGAUGUUAGAAACUCUGCUCCUCUGGUGGAAGCAGGUAAAUUUGAAACAGGUUACAGGAGAGAAGAGAUGCCCAUUCAGCUUGCUUUCGGAUUUGGAGGAGAUGCUUCUGAAAAUGACUGUGACAGAAAGUCACCCACAAUGUUUUUGCAAGUUACUGGAGAUUCUGUAUUACAUGGAUCUUGAAAAUGUGCUUCCAAGAACAGAAGACUCUAUGAAAAUGAAUCCAAAAGAGCUCUUAAACUGGACUACAAACAUUGCAGAUACCUCCACCAACAUUGAAAUUCAAAGCAUAGCUCUCAAAUUUGCUUCAAAAUUGGUCAUCCAUCUUGUAGAGAAUUGCCAAGAGGUUUUGGCAUUAGAGCUGAAACACUGGGUACAACUAAUAGCUUGCUCUUGUGGAGAUGAACAACAGACAGAUAUGCUAUUGGCAGCUGCUGAAAUACUUCAAAAUAUUAUACCACUCUUUCUGACCAAUGAGAAACUCAUCCUUGGUCUUUCCGAUACGCUGACCAUGUGGAAAUGCGUGGUUCUCCUGUUGCAGAGUGAAGAGCUGAUAGUAAGGAAUGCAGCUGCUGAAGUUAUACGGGUGGCCCAGUCUCAAGAAACUAUCUGUAAAAAAAGAGUUCCCGUGUUUUAUGUAGUAAAUGCAUCAAUGGCCUUGGAUUUAGCAUUUGGAAUAAUCUGUGAGCUGCUUCAGCUGUGGAAUGAAACCAGGGCUGGCGUACCAGUCUUACUGGAGUGGCUAUUAGGAGAGGAUGACCUAAACAAAAAUUUGGAGGCUGCAACACUGGUAGAAGACGACUACCUGUUUGAUAAAGGAGAAGUGAAUUUUUGGGCGGAGAAGCUGACUAGUGUCAGACAACUCAGCAAACAUCUCUUAUUGCUCAUAUCAGAGACUCAUGUCAAUUCACCAGAUCAAGGAGAACUCCAGCGACUGGCAAGACUAGCAUCAGAACAAGCCCGGCUUGUUACUCGGCUUCUUAAAGAGUUGCCUCCAACUCCAGAGUUUUCCAAAACAGUGGAAUUCACAAGAUUAACCAUUCAGAAGGAAAGACUAUCCAUCUCCUUUAAGAUACUAAACUUGCUUCAACUCGACGGUGUUGCUUGCAACAAAGAUAAUAACCAAGAAAAAUGAAUUAACAGCAAUUUAUCCCAGUGCUGUUUGCACAAUUUUUACUACUUUGUAAACAAAGAAUUCUUUCAAGGUUGGGGAGGAGGGGGUACGUUUGUUUUAUGACGGUAAUAAAUCUUGUGAGGAACUUUUUAAUAGUACGUGCUAAAACACAUUUUUCAUCUGAGUCCAUUGAAUCUUUGUCAAGUUUGCUGUGGGAGAACAUUUUAUUUAAAUGCAUUUAUUAAUUUAAUUCAGAACAGCAUGGUUUAUUGGAGCUACUGUAGGAAGCAGAGCAGCUACACUUAAUAUUUUCCAUUCAACCAGGUGCAGGCCACCUGCAGAUCUGCUGUAUUUUACCCCACAAUCUAUUCCUUCUCUAUACUUGACUUUGUUUUUUCUUGUCAACAUGUAGCAUAGCUUAGCGUGUUCAAAAAUUAACUUAACCUCUUUUCAUUUUUGAAAGUUUUCCUUAAGAAAAAAAUACUGGCUGCUUUUGUUUGCCCGCACAAGCUUUUAAUCAGGAUUUUUAUCUUUAUUCCAAUUUUAACCAGAGGCAGCCACAGUACCAGACUGUGUUGCUCUUAAGUGUUUUCUUGUUUUGUGGCAAAAAAAGGCAUCAUUUAGACAUUUAAGUGCCUAAGUGUUCCUGUAAUAUGCUGUCAUGGGUGACUGAGGAACUUUCCAGAAUGAAGAGCAUAGUAUUUGAAACGAGGAGUUCAUAUCAUCUAGCACCUGAGGACGUCAUGUGUACUCACUCACUCUGCAGCCCACUCCACAAGUAGUGUUAUAAAAUGAGGCAGUACUCAGGAAGAAUAGGGAUGGCAGGCCCAUGCAAACUAGGGUAAAUCUGAUAGCAGUCUUCUGAUGAUGUGCAGUGUAAUGUUUUGGUGACAUUGUUAUUGACCUUUGGAGACUUCUUGCGAACCUCUGUAACAAAAUGUGCUGUCUCUGAUCACCUCUUUUAUUUUCUGAACAAUUUCAUUUUUAGAAAUAAACACAUUUCAAUUUGUA